UACAGUUUAUUUCUGCUUAUUGUCGUUCAAAAAAACUAUAUAUUAAAUGCGUCGUGAGUUUCAAUUUACGACUUGACGACGGAUUAGAUGUCUUUGUUUCUCGACAACGACGUGUUCGUUCGAAUAGACCUCUCCAACUGCAACUAGAAACAGAAGACUGUCUGAUCACAAAAGCUAUACUACUUGAUGCUUGAAUGCAACAAUGUUCCUUACUUAGCGAACGACAAGUGCGCAAUCAUUUUUACAGCUUGCGCGUUCGCGCAAGUAGAUCCCAUCAUCGUCGGUUUCCCAGGUAACCACAGCGCCUCGCACGAACACAACAAUGAACGGAGAAUUCGCCGCGAGAACGACGUUGCCGUAAGUAUGUCCUACAUUGAACAACUGCCGUUGUCAGGCAGGGACAUCGCCGUCCCGGCCAAGCUGCCGAUGAUCUUGAAGCAGUUCUGCAAGGCCGCUAUCCGUACGCAACCUUAUGAUCUGCUCAAGUGGUCCAGCUCAUAUUUCCGCGCGUUGGCGGACGGCGAGGAGCCACCGGCUAAGUCGCGACUGGAGUACCCGCCGCCGAGCACCGCCUCUGGCUUGACUCUGGGCUUCCUCAGGGUGUUGCUGCGACAAUUCGGAAAUUACAACAAGACUCUGCCUCUGGAGACGAUCGCGCGCCGUUGGGACUGCCUCUGCCUGGACCGUCGGGAUUUUGAGACGAUCACAUCGAUCGGCAGGUUUCGCCGUGGUUGUCAGGUGAAGAAGUUCCUGGCUAUCGCGGUGGGCCUCCUUGGCGGCAACCUCACUGAGACGAUGAUCAUGGUCUGCCAAUUGUUCAGUCAUGAGCCGGACGGCGGCUCCGCGAUGAUUCCGCUCAAUCUGUUUAUGGAGAUAUACGAGUACCUGGCGGGACUCCCGUGCGACGACAGCGAGAAGAGUUCCUGCGACGAAGAGAUGAGCACGCGUAAGGACAGUUCUACCCAUCACAUUUCCUCCAUAAACAGUCAGGACACCGAUGCGGAUGUUAAUCUGGAUCUGGAGUCGAUGUCUAAAGACGAGGUCGACUCAUAUUCUAAGACCGACCUAUCGAUGGAACCGAUAGAGAGCAGUUCGUUGGAAAAGGAGGAGAAAUUGGACGUUUUGAUUGGCGGAGAUUGCGUGGAUAAGGAUAACGCGAUCGGUGAGAGAUUCUGCGGCACAAAGGAUGCGAGUAACAGCGACGGGAGUAUCUUCUCCGAAACGGAGAAAGCCGUGUGUCGCCUGAAUGUUCCGGGUAUAGGAGCGCGUCUGUCAAUCGAACAAAUCGCGAGCGUAGCGGCGUGGAUGAUUGAGUGCGCAAGGCUUCAAGAGGGUAUGGUCGGUCCACGGAAUAUCCGACACACGGAGUGUCCACCCUUGCACCAGCGAUUGAGGGUAGAUCUGGGAUAAUAUGCGUCACGGUAUAUACGUAG
Messenger RNA from Odontomachus brunneus, 1433 nucleotides. RefSeq names its product ropporin-1-like protein. The transcript is spliced from 5 exons. The coding region runs from base 187 to 1410 and encodes 407 amino acids. The record is from RefSeq and is a predicted model, not a curated record. Lineage: Eukaryota; Metazoa; Arthropoda; Insecta; Hymenoptera; Formicidae.